Molecule: messenger RNA, 345 nt
Organism: Neohortaea acidophila
Lineage: Eukaryota; Fungi; Ascomycota; Dothideomycetes; Mycosphaerellales; Teratosphaeriaceae
Product: 60S ribosomal protein L34
Exons: 3
Coding region: 1-345 (114 amino acids)
Biological process (GO): translation
Cellular component (GO): ribosome
Molecular function (GO): structural constituent of ribosome
Source: RefSeq, a predicted model, not a curated record
AUGGCCUCCAACAGACUCGUAUACCGGAGACGGCAAUCUUACAACACUCGCUCCAACAAGGUCCGCAUCGUCAAGACUCCCGGCGGUGAGCUCAGAUACCUGCACAUCAAGAAGAAGGGCACUGCGCCGAAAUGCGGUGAUUGCGGUACCAAACUCCCGGGUGUCCCGGCCCUUCGACCCCGCGAAUAUGCCUCCAUUUCACGACCGAAGAAGACCGUUCAGCGGGCGUAUGGUGGAAGCCGUUGCGCCAACUGCGUGAAGGAUCGGGUGGUUCGCGCGUUCUUGAUUGAGGAGCAAAAGAUUGUCAAGAAGGUCAUGAAGGAGGCGGAGAAGAAGAAGCGGUAA